AAUAAACCAAAAGAUAAUCUGGAUAUUGUUAGAAAAGGAGCCCACCUGGCCAAAACCAAGUCACACAAAGACCAUAUGCAUAUAAUCACAUCUUCAAAACAAGAACACGAACCAACACUUCUUGAUUUGCGACAAAAAUGGCAGUUAUUCAUGGCCGUUACUUUCCCUCCAAUUUUUCAGCAAAACUAAGCAACUACAAAAGAAAAACACCCAAACAAUCACCUCUGCCAACUUUCAUAUCUACUAAUCCAUCAGACAUCAACCCUUUUCACCUGAGAGAUCUUUACAGCCAAUGCAACCGUUCUCCCCACCGUUUCCCACUUCGAGAUUCCGAAAACCAGGUUGAGCCUGUUGAGGUUAAUAAGCUCAGCAUUGCUCUUUCCAACAGUACUGUUGUGGUUUCUGUUUUUACUAGACCAGAGCUUGAUCUGCCAGGGGAGCUGGAGGGUUUGGAAGGGGUUGAAGAGGGUGGAGAUUGGUUUCGAAAACUGAUGCCUUUGUCACCUGCGAAUGGACGGUUGGUGGGGUUUGGCCGGGCUGUUUCAGAUUUUUGUCUGACUGCUUCUAUCUAUGAUGUUAUGGUUCUUCCAGCCCUGCAAGGAAGAGGAAUUGGGAGGAAGAUACUUCAGAAGAUAAUAAGAUCACUGACCAACAGAGGCAUAUAUGAUAUUGCUGCCCUCUGCUCUGAAGAAGAGAGGCAAUUCUUCAAGGCAUGUGGAUUUGAAAAUGACAUAAUGGGUUCUACCACGAUGAUGUAUACCAGAACCAGUUCUACUUCUGAGGCCAAACAGAUGGUUCAGCGUGCUGGUAGAAAAUCGCUCUUAUUGCCACCAGAUCGAAAGCCCUUUCAAUCAUGAU
Daucus carota subsp. sativus is the source of this 858-nucleotide messenger RNA. RefSeq names its product GCN5-related N-acetyltransferase 3, chloroplastic. Gene Ontology annotation, cellular component: endoplasmic reticulum-Golgi intermediate compartment; endoplasmic reticulum; Golgi apparatus. Gene Ontology annotation, molecular function: glucosamine 6-phosphate N-acetyltransferase activity; monosaccharide binding. The transcript is spliced from 4 exons. The record is from RefSeq and is a predicted model, not a curated record. Bases 138 to 857 code for a protein of 239 amino acids. Lineage: Eukaryota; Viridiplantae; Streptophyta; Magnoliopsida; Apiales; Apiaceae. Gene Ontology annotation, biological process: UDP-N-acetylglucosamine biosynthetic process.